This is a messenger RNA of Culex quinquefasciatus (southern house mosquito), 2284 nucleotides long. RefSeq names its product protein penguin (gene peng). Gene Ontology annotation, biological process: regulation of translation. NCBI's taxonomy places the organism in Eukaryota, Metazoa, Arthropoda, Insecta, Diptera, Culicidae. The coding region runs from base 136 to 2178 and encodes 680 amino acids. Gene Ontology annotation, molecular function: mRNA binding. The transcript is spliced from 3 exons. The record is from RefSeq and is a predicted model, not a curated record. Gene Ontology annotation, cellular component: nucleolus.
CUGUCAAACUUCCAGAAAAACGUGUUUUUGUUGACUUGUUCUGCCUGUGGCCUGUUCAGUUCGUUAUUCCGGAUCGUGGUUCUCGUGUUUCGCACCUUCGGCACCGCGUGCCUCACAAAACAACAGUUGGACAAAAUGAUCCAAACGAAGAAGCGCGCCGUCGGCGACGCGGACAAGGCCCCAGCCAAGAAAGAGUUCGCCAAAAAACCCAAAUCCGACGCCGGAACAACCGAUAAAGCGGUGAAGAAGUUCACCCCAAAGUUCGACAGAAAAGCGGUCGGCGAGAAGGGCAAGUUCCAGAAAAAGUUUACCCCCGGGGGUAAGGGAGGCAAGGAUUUCCGCGAAAAGGGCGCGGAAAAGAAGCCGUUUGUGGCCAACACGCCGGAGUCGAAGCGCGAGUACUGGACCGGGCUGAAGAAGAAGCAGAAGGAGCUGCGCGAGCAGCGCCGCAAGGCCAAGACCAAGGAUCUGUACGAGCUGAGCGUGGGGGCGAAGAAGAUUUAUGAGACGCUGAAGAGGAAAUCCACCGAAAACAAGGAACAACUGGUCGUCGACCUGCAUGCCAAGCUCAACAAAGACAACACGUACAGCCGCAUUGCCACCAGCCACGACACGGCCCGCGUCGUCCAGUGCAUGAUCAAGAACGCCUCCGAGGAGCUGCGCGAUCAAAUCGCCGACAAGCUGGUCGCGGACAUUUACGAGCUUUCGACGUCCAAGUAUGGCCACCACUGUGUCACUUGCCUGCUGAAGAACGGCUCGAAGGCGCUGUGGGCGAAGGUCACCGACGGGAUCAUCAAGAACGUGGUCAAGAUGUGCAGCCACGUGUUUGCGGGGUCGAUCGUGGACUCGGUUUACAAUGAGUACGCGACGAAUGAGCAGAAGGCGUUUCUGCGGCAGGCGUUUUACUCGGAGAUCUUCCAGACGAGCAAGGACAAGUCGGUGACGUGUAUGAAGGACACCUGGAAGACGGAUGGGUUCAUGAAGAAGACGGUGCUGAGCACGGUGAAGGGCCAUUUGGUGCAGGCGGCGAACAAGCAGCUGACGGACAAUGGGCUGUUGCACGCGUUGCUGCUGGAUUAUCUGCAGGAAGCGGUUGAGGUCGAUCGGAAUGAGGUGAUUGAGCUGUAUUUGCCGCACUUGGCGGCGAUUUCCAGCACAAAGGACGGAACUAGUGCGGCCAUCUUUUGCUUCGUGAACUCCGUGGUUAAGGAUCGUCGUGCGGCGUUGAAGACGCUGAAGCAGUACGUGGAGAAGCUGAGCGUCCACGAACAUGGGCAUCGGUUGAUUCUGUGCAUUUUGAACUGCUACGACGACACGGUCAUUUUGGGGAAGCAGGUCGUCUCGGUGAUUCUGGAGCACGCGGAAGCGAUCGUCGCGAGUGGAGAGUGGGGUCGCAAGGUGUUUGGAUGGGUGUUUUCCCCCGCGGACAAGGAUUUGCUGCAUCCGACGCAGAUUGAAAUUCUGGACGGUUAUCUGCAGUACAGUAAGAAGGACAAGGACAUUCGCAGGAGGGAGAUUUUGGGGGCUGCGGUGGAACCGUUCUGUAAGGCGGUUGAGGCGAACGCGGAGUUUUGGCUGCGCGGAGGUCACACGGCACUGCUGACGGCGGCGAUCGUGAAGGGGUUGAAGGGGGAGCAGCUGCGCCGGGUGCACCAGGCGUUGGCCGCGGUCGUGGCGAAUCCAGAGUGGAAGAUCCAGGAGACAGAGGUAAACUUGGAGGGGGUGCCGAUGGUGGAGGAGAAGAAAAAGACGCCGGCAGCGGCGGAGAACGCCCGGAAGGGCAACCGGGUGAAGAAGGUCAAGAAGAGUCCGUUUGCGGAGGAGAAGGAGAAGGCACAGGAGAAGCGACUGCUGUUGAACCCGUUGGUUCCGGGGGUCGAGCAGGCGGGGAUGCACAUCGCUCUGAAGAAGAUCAUCAAGCUGGACCAGGAGAAGCGACAGGAAGAGGGCGAGGAAUGUUCCCAGUUUGGAAGCGCAGUUGUGGAGCAGCUGUCCGAUGAAGUGAUCAAAUCAUGGACGGCGCAGAACCGACCCAGCUUCCUGCUGCUGCUGAUGUUUGAAAACUCGACGGAACCCGUCCAGAAGCAGCUCAAACAGAAGCUGAAGUCGCUGAAGGGGGAGCUGAAGAAGGCCGGCCACGCCGGUGCCAAGCUGCUGCUGGAGAAGCUCAAGCUGUAGAAAUAAGACGACCGUCUUGGUUUCCCGUUUAGUUUCGUAACUUUCUUUAUUCACACAUACACCAAGAUAGAGUUUACUAAAAGCGUUGAAGCUGAACCUGCCUAAA